Molecule: messenger RNA, 2373 nt
Organism: Triplophysa rosa
Lineage: Eukaryota; Metazoa; Chordata; Actinopteri; Cypriniformes; Nemacheilidae
Gene: rcan1b
Product: regulator of calcineurin 1b
Exons: 4
Coding region: 217-822 (201 amino acids)
Biological process (GO): calcium-mediated signaling
Cellular component (GO): nucleus; cytoplasm
Molecular function (GO): calcium-dependent protein serine/threonine phosphatase regulator activity; nucleic acid binding
Source: RefSeq, a predicted model, not a curated record
UCUUCAUUUCAGGAAUACAUCACGCAGCACAAUGCGGCACAUUUCACGUGCGCUGGUGUCGACUGGGUAUGAGUGGCAUUGUGUGUGUUGGCUGUAGGGUUUCCGCCAUGAGCUGAGCGCGGUGACGUGUGCCAUCAAAGCGCCACCGCGUCUGAGAUCAAAGCGCCGCCACGUUUGACAUCAAGAGCGCCGACGGCCGCCAACACAUCUGUUGCCAUGCAGCAGUCGGAGGCGUCUGAGGUCCAGCUGAGCGACCAGCCCAACGCGCUCAUCGCAUGUAAGGUGGCAGAGGACGUUUUCAACGAGCACCACUUAAAGGAGCAGUUUGAAGCUUUAUUUCGUGAAUUCGAUCCAGGCGCAUCGUUCCAGUUCUUCAAAAGCUUCAGACGGGUUCGGAUCAACUUCACAGAUGUUCUCGCUGCAGCCGAAGCCCGAGUCAAACUCCACAAGAGCGACUUCAAUGGAAAAGAGAUGCGGCUGUAUUUCGCUCAGUCGAUACACAUCGGCAGCUCUCGCCUAGAGCCUCCUAAACCAGACAAGCAGUUCCUCAUCUCUCCCCCUGCGUCGCCCCCUGUAGGCUGGGAGCAGUCGCAGGAUGCCACGCCGUUCAUCAACUACGACCUGCUGCGUGCCGUGACUAAACUUGGACCAGGUGAGCAAUACGAGCUCCACACGGGAACCACCAACACGCCCAGUGUGAUCGUACACGUGUGUGAAGACGACAGCUCGGAGGGCGAAGAGGAGACGGAGGGCAGCAAACGCGCUCGCCCCAAAAUCAUCCAGACCCGUCGUCCGGACUACGUCCCUUCAGUAAACCAGUGAGAGAGCCGUUCUGGGUGAUUUCAUUUGCCUGACCAACAUGGAAAGACCAGGAACCUGCAGUUUGUCAUCCUGACCACCAGAGGGUGUUGAGCGCCAGCCUCUUCCUAGUUGGCGAGAGAGUUGACCAUUCUCAUAAUCUCAAGUUCAUUUUUUAUCGUCCAUCGCUGAUGGAAUCAGGGACUUGGCAAGUUUCUCUCGUCUUAAGAAUGUCAUUAUUUGCUUGACAUCGCGACUGUGUAAUAGCGAUCACAUCCGGAGGAGUUUUUGUGUAGCACAGAAAGCUGAACAUUGUGUCUGAAGUGUUGAGUGUGUAUUGUGUCGGGGCCACGUGUGUUCAUCGUCAUUAUCAUGUAGCGUUCCUACCAGCUUUUUAAAAAGUCAUUGUCGCUGAAGUACUUCUCAAGCUCCUUUAAGUAUUAAGCACUUUAAGAAUAGAGCCUUAUAACGUGGUAAGCAGACAACAUCCUGAAGUACUCGUCUUUGUAUAUAGAGCGCAACGGUGAUCGCUCGCAUGUCCAGCACUCGUGGAAGUGUGUUUCCCAUUUAUUUUUUCCUGAGAGAAUUCUUGUUUCAUUCUUCAGAGUAUUUAACCCCAACCUAAAUCAAACUGCUUAAGCACCAAGUGUUGAAAAAUAUGACAGAUAUCAAGGGCGUAAUGAGCUAGAGAACUGCUAUCCCAUGAAGCAUUGCGAUUGACACAACCAUGAGGUUGUGGAGGAGCCUGACCAUUUGAUCCUGUCAAUCAUUUUACAAUAAGACUGAAUAGUCGUGAAACUGUAGAUUAGUCCAGAGCCGUUGAAAGAGAGUCGUGAUAACGGAAGUUCACAUUUUUCAGGUGUCACGUGAUUCAUGGAGCAUUCAGAUAGUUCCAGGAAGUUAUGUUUUCUCUUUAAAUGGUUUAUUUGGUUAUUUUUUUAUUGAAACGGGUUAAAAGUUUGUCACAACGUUCUGUUUAGCCACAGCUCCAUGAGUUACUAGUAACUUCCGGGAACUAUUGAGAGGCUCCAUGAACCGCCAUUGCUGUGAAGUCAAUGGAGUUGACGCAACGCUCUCUCUCAACGGCUCUGGAUUACACUCUAGAGUCUAGACUAAGUAUAAAAUAGAAUAUAUUGGGAAUUUAUUGUAUAAAAUUGCAGCUGUGGAAAAAAUUAAAAGACCAUUUUCAGUUUUUGUUAAUUUACUAUUUAUAUUAAUUAUAUUAUAUUAAUUAAUCAUUCUGUUAAUUAGUAACAGUAGUUCUCCCAAAUGUCAAAUAAAUAUUAAAUAUACUGGAGAAACAGUUGAAAAUAACAGAUAAUAUGCUCUGUAUUUUUCAGGCCUCAAAUACUGCAAAGAAAACAAGUAUAUAUUUACUUUUAAACAAUACGACAGUAAUAUUUCUACAUGUAUUAAGGAAACGUUCAAAAGGUAUUCUUUUUUUGUUGUUUUUCUCACAGUUUUCAUGUGACUUGUCGUGCUGUCAGUCUUUCACAUUGCUGUUGGAUGACUUUGUCACUCCCGAGGUUUGAUUUUGUUUGGCCACAAUACAUCUAGAAAUGAUGAUUAAAUGAA